This is a messenger RNA of Lactuca sativa (garden lettuce), 1512 nucleotides long. RefSeq lists its product as uncharacterized. The record is from RefSeq and is a predicted model, not a curated record. NCBI's taxonomy places the organism in Eukaryota, Viridiplantae, Streptophyta, Magnoliopsida, Asterales, Asteraceae.
AUGAGUGGUGGGCCAUGGACAAAGUCAAGGACUAGAUUCAAGGACAAAACAGUAAAUAUGAAAGAGGCAAACAUUGUGAUGCAAAUUGAGAGUAAUCCAACCAUUCCAGUCAAUGCACUUCAAGAAGAUCUCAUUCAAAAAUUCGAGAUGAACAUGUCAAGAAUGAAGGUACAUCGGGCAAAGGAAUUGGCUCAGAAGCAUGUUUUUGGGGAUUUGCAGAAACAAUAUGCUAUUUUGAGGGACUAUGGACUAGAGUUGAUGGAAAUAAACUCGGGUACUAAUGUGAAGAUUGAUUGUUACAGUGAGCCAAAUUUAAAUUAUGAUACAAGGACAUUUAGGAGAAUUUACAUUUGUUUAGGAGCAUUAAAGGAAGGAUUUAAGGCUAAUCUAAUGGAUUUCAUAGGGUUGGAUGGUACUUUCAUGAAAGGUCCCUAUCCUGGUCAAAUUUUGACUGUCGUAGGGGUAGAUUCCAAUAAUGGGAUAUAUCCUCUUGCAUAUGCUCUUGUUGAGAAUGAAACCACCAAUUCAUGGACAUGGUUUUUGGAACAACUUGGUGAUGAUCUGGAACUUUAUGAUAAUUCAAACUUCACUUUCAUCUCAGAUAGGCAGAAGGGUAUCAUUCCUGCAAUUGCCAAACUUUUCCCUCAAGCUGAGCAUAGGUUAUGUCUGAGGCAUAUUUAUGAAAAUAUGAAAAGGCAGUGGAAGGAUAAAGAGCUCAAAGAUUUGGUGUGGGCAUGUGCAAUUGCUACUACUUUAAGGCAUUUUGAGAAAGCAUUAGAAGAGCUAAAGAAAUUCAAAGUUGAAGCUCAUGAUUGGCUGAUACAGAUUCCUCCAGCUCAUUGGGCAAGAUCUCAUUUCUCAGGGAGGGCACAUACUAACAUCUUGUUGAAUAACCUGUGUGAGGUUUUGAAUGGAAAAAUACAAGGUGGUAGGGACAAACCUAUCAUUUAUUGUUUGGAGUAUAUUAGAGAGUAUUUGAUGAAGAGAAUUUGCAAUGUCCAAAGAGAGAUUGAUAAAUGCCAUGGUCCUCUCACACCAACUGCCACAAGUCUUCUUGAUCAAAUGAAAAGACAAGCACAAAGCACAGACACAUGUAGACAUUGGGAAAUUACAUGCAUUUUAUGCUCACAUGCAAUAAGUGCAAUAUGGGACAAGAUUCAACAUGGAGCAAAGAAUGUUCCUGAGUUGGAGCAUUGGGUCCACCCAUGCUACUGGCUAAUUACAUGGGCAGAAGUGUACAAACACAAAAUUGAACCUAUAAAUGGUAGAUUGAUGUGGCCCAAAUCACAAUGCCCAACCAAGUUGCUUCCACCCAAACAUGUUGUUCAUGUAGGUAGGCCCAAAAAGAAAAGGAAGAGGGCAUAUGAUGAACCUGCUACACAGGGGCAUAAACUGUCCAAGAGGUGGACCACUGUCACAUGUAGAAAGUGCAACAACAAAGGGCAUAAUUCAAGAACUUGUAAAGGUCAAGGUGGCCCUAAUGACAAAAGAACUAAAGAAACAGGAGGAUAG